Molecule: messenger RNA, 1320 nt
Organism: Dictyostelium purpureum
Lineage: Eukaryota; Evosea; Eumycetozoa; Dictyosteliales; Dictyosteliaceae
Exons: 3
Coding region: 1-1320 (439 amino acids)
Source: RefSeq, a predicted model, not a curated record
AUGGAUGAGCUACUAUCAUCUCUAAUUAAAUUUCGCGUAAAUGAAGAGUUAAAAAACAGUAGUAAUAUUAGUGAUAGAUUAUUAUAUAUAGUUUGGAAUAAUAUAUUUUUAAGAAAUGAAAUUCAUAAACAUAUUUUAAAGUUUAUUAAACAUAGUGUUGCAAAUCUUGAUAUAUCAGGUUAUAGCAAGUUUAAAGAUAAAUCAUAUAUAACAAUACUUAAGUGGAGUAGUGAUACACUUCCAGAUAAAAAUGAAUUUCCACCAUUUUUGACAGAUUUAUAUUUUUGUGUUUUCAAAAAAGUUUUAACUUUAACAACUUUACCAAAUACAAUUACUACUAUCAUAUUUAAUGGUGAUUUUAACCAAGUAGUUCCACCUGGCACAUUGCCAAAUAGUCUCACAACACUCACAUUCGGUGGUGGUUUUGACCAAGUAGUUACACCCGGUACAUUACCAAAUAGUCUCACAACACUCACAUUCGGUUAUCAUUUUAACCAAGUAGUUCCACCCGGCACAUUACCAAAUAGUCUCACAACACUCACAUUCGGUUCUUGUUUUGACCAAGUAGUUCCACCCGGCACAUUACCAAAUAGUCUUACAACACUCAAAUUCGGUGAUGAUUUUAACCAAGUAGUUCAACCAGGCUCAUUACCAAUUAGUCUCACAACACUCUCAUUCGGUGAAGGUUUUGACCAAGUAGUUCCACCCGGCACAUUACCAAAUAGUCUUACAACACUCAUAUUCAGUUAUGAUUUUAACCAAGUAGUUCCACCCGGCACAUUACCAAAUAGUCUCACAACACUCACAUUCGGUGGUGGUUUUAACCAAGUGGUUCCACCUGGUACAUUACCAAAUAGUCUCACAACACUCACAUUCGGUGAUAAUUUUGACCAAGUGGUUCUACCCGGCACAUUACCAAAUAGUCUCACAACACUCAAAUUCGGUGAAUAUUUUAACCAAGUAGUUCCACCCGGCUCAUUGCCAAAUAGUCUUACAACACUCACAUUCGGUUCUUAUUUUAACCAAGUAAUUCCACCUGGCACAUUACCAAAUAGUCUCACAACACUCACAUUCGGUGAAUAUUUUAACCAAGUAGUUCCACUCGGCACAUUACCAAAUAAUCUCAAAACACUCAUAUUCGGUUAUUAUUUUAACAAAGUAAUUCUACCCGGCACAUUACCAAAUAGUCUCACAACACUCACAUUCGAUUACUCUGGCCACCACUUCCAAAACACUCCUCCAACACCAUCACCAGUAUCAUCUAUUGUUAAUCAAGUUAUAAAUAGACCAGGAAUUAACCAAAAAACGAAAAUCGAGUAA